UUCCCGCAAACCGAAAUGUUUUUUCCGUGUGCACUCAAGUAUUUAAGGCGGUUGGAUGUUUUGGUUUCUAGUCUGAACAAGACACAACACUGCCUCAUCUUUGUGUUUCACACAGCAGCGGGCCACUACAUAUUCAGCUCGUGUUCUUCUCCCUCACAUUCCAACUCUAGACUUGACCACACCAUCACCAGAAUGUCUGACCUUAACAGAAACAACAACCUUAAGCGAAUGUACGGGUAUUUCCGAUGUACCGAUUGCAAGAAAGGUUGGGAAAGUGCCCAAGUGUAUAGUAGGAAGGGAGACCGCGGGGCUGCGUACGGACAGGAGUGCAAGGAUUGUAAAGUGAUGUGCAUGCCGUACCGUAUUGCUAGACUGACCUGCUCGCAGUGCGGACUUCAAGAAUGUGCUUGUGACAGUGACCGUCACGUGGACCCUAACAAAUCCCACAGGUCGGAUCUUUGUGGCAAAUGUCGCGCUGGCUACCCGUGUCAGCAAUAGGCAGGAUAUCAAAGGACAUUUACAUAUUUAGGCAGGACAUCAAAGGACAUGUACAUAUUUAGGCAGGACAUCAAAGGACAUGUACAUAUUUAGGCAGGAAAUCAAAGGACAUGUACAUAUUUAGGCAGGACAUCAACAUUUUAGCGCCAAUAUUCAGCAGGCCACAAAAAAUUUUAGCAUAAAAUUUCAGCAAGACAAUGCAUUGCUUUGACUAAUUUAUUUCAUCUGGUCAUUGAAACGACUGAAAUCGUGACUUAUUGGUUCAACAACAUGGCAACAAUGAGCUUUACCACCAUCGCGCCGUCCCCAAACUACACUAGAGAACGUUAUUUACUAGGCAGUAUGCCUAGAGUUAUUUAUAAUUUUUUAAAAAUAAAAAUAAAUACCAAAGAAGUUCAA
Messenger RNA from Physella acuta, 897 nucleotides. Its product is annotated as zygote arrest protein 1-like. Gene Ontology annotation, biological process: translation. The record is from RefSeq and is a predicted model, not a curated record. NCBI's taxonomy places the organism in Eukaryota, Metazoa, Mollusca, Gastropoda, Physidae. Gene Ontology annotation, cellular component: cytoplasm.